Molecule: messenger RNA, 6271 nt
Organism: Cataglyphis hispanica
Lineage: Eukaryota; Metazoa; Arthropoda; Insecta; Hymenoptera; Formicidae
Gene: cnc
Product: segmentation protein cap'n'collar
Exons: 13
Coding region: 1015-3945 (976 amino acids)
Biological process (GO): regulation of transcription by RNA polymerase II
Cellular component (GO): nucleus
Molecular function (GO): RNA polymerase II cis-regulatory region sequence-specific DNA binding; DNA-binding transcription factor activity, RNA polymerase II-specific
Source: RefSeq, a predicted model, not a curated record
CGAUUGCUGAGUCACAUAUCGCGAACGAUCUCUCCCAGCAAGGUGUACAACAUUCAUUCGGUCGGUUUCUCCGCGUAUAACGUGUAUACGAUCGCGUCGCGCGUUCGCGAAAAAGUGUCUCGUAACGUCAAAAAUGUUUCUUCGUCCCCGCGCGAAAUCAUCAGUUGUGACAUAAAGAACGAAUCUCGUGGUGCAUAAUUCGCGGGCUACUCGCCUGCUCGCGCAUCCGUUUCGCGAUUAUUCGAUUAUUUUUUUGCGUGUGUGCCGAUGUUUAUACGCAUGUACAUGCACACAUAUAUAACGGAGUGUCAUUAUAGGAACCUGUCAAAUUCUUUGUUCCCCCCGCUCAUGUCAAAUUGCAGCUGAUCCGCGUGUGUGAUGUGUCACACUUGUCUUUGACGCAUCUCGCGCCGCAUGCAUCGGCAGAACGACUCGAUAGUGUCCGAGUGUACAUCGUCGACGAUCAGGAGGUGCUGAGCCACUUGUCAAAGGAAUAUUCAUGAGGCAUGUGUGUGCGACGCGCGCGACUGCACCGCAGUUUGUGAUGUGACUUGUGCGUUUUGAGGUUAUUUUGGUCUCGUGUAACUGACCUAAGAUACUUGCUUCGGAAAAGCGCGGACCUUUUAUUUUCACUCUGGCGCUACGAGCGACAAGUCGACUUUCCAACGGCUCUUUCCUCCGGAUUUCCAAAAAUUGAAAACAACAGAUGAGCGCACGGUAGUGACUAGUGCGUUCUAACCUUAAAAACAGAAACACAAGAAUCAUUGAAAUGUAUUUCAUCGCGUGAACGGUGCACCGUCGUCGUUCUACGAGAAGAUUCUUUGUUUUCGUGGGAAUAGCUUCGCAUUACUUGCGUAUAGUGUCAAUGAAUAUCUUAUGAAAUCACGUUAUUUAUUCAUGAUGUCAAAUCUAUUAUUUGUACUUAACAAGGACAACAAACCACUGUGACAAUACUUCAAGAUAUAUAGAACUUUGUUUUUGUCUGUGCUAAUUUAAUCGGAGCAAGUUAGCAAAAUGUUGUGCAUGAAGAAACUGUAUCGGGAGGAGCUGCUCCAAUUGGCAUUGCUGCUCUCCUUGCUACGCGUAGAUCCAGAGUCUUAUUUGGGUCUAGACAUUCAAACCAUCAAUGUAGGAUCUUUAGAUCUCAAUAAUGGAUCAGGAUGGCACACGGAUCACACAAUUAUCCAUCGUCCAAUGUUUGUACAUCCAAAGAAUCCAGAUUCCAUGCUUCUAAAUUAUCAGAGAGAUCUAUUCGAAGAGCUCAAUUCAUUAGGAAGAUAUAAUAGAAUGAAUUCUGGUCUCAAUGCUAUACAUGCUUAUUUAUUAAAUAUCGAUGAAUCUAAUAGAGAUGCAGCAUUGGCAGGUCCCAGCAUAUCUGUUUCAACAAAUACAGCAAGAAACAUGACAUCUCCUGACCCACCAACCUCUACGCAAAGUCCUGCAGAACCAAUUGGUGCAACAGAACUUACUCAAGAGGAUAUGGACCUAAUUGAGGUUCUUUGGAAGCAGGAUGUGGAUCUGGGAUUCACGCUUGUGGAACCUGGCACGACGCCUGCCAAAAAAUCAUCUACAUCAGAAAAAGAAUCAGCGGACGAAAUCGAAAAACUGAAAGCUUUGGAAGCAAUUAAUGCCACGAAUCAAAAGGAUGAUGCCAAAGAACCCGAACCGCAAGAAGAUGAUCCUUGGGCAGGGCUUCCUUACACUGUGGAUCUUGAAACCGGUGAAUAUAUUCUCAGCUCCGGCAGUCAGAACGGAAGUGGAAGUAGCAUCAUCGAAGAAGACGAUCCGCUUCUCAACCAAGCAUCGUUGGCUUUAGACAAUCAUCCCUUGGCUGACUUAACCGAUGAUUCUCUGGGUCUAAACGACACUCUAGGACUUGAGCAUGACUUUACAUCAGAAUUACUCGGAAGUAGUCUCUUGGAAAACGCUGGCGUAGAGGGCCUGCUCAGCAACGAUACUCUAGGCUUGCCCGACGAAUUUAAUCUUGAGGAGGCGCUUCAGCUCGUUGGCCUCGAUGAGGCUCAACCAGAGGAAACAAAGUCAGAAGUGAAAAAGAAGAAGAAGAAGAAAGCGGCUACUGCCGUAGACUCCGCAAGUGCAGAGGACGACGCGUCCAUCACCACCUCGAGUAACGGCGAGGUCGCGAAGUCAUCCAGGUGCGAGGAUCCCGAGACCGGCGACAUGAUUCACACACCGCAAUUUCAUCAUCCCCAUCAUCCACACCACCGCUCCUUCCAGGGUCGCAUGCCAUUUAUGCGAGCGAUGAGCAUGGAACAGCGGUGGCAAGAUCUCGCAUCUUUGUUAUCCCUACCGGGAGCACCGGAUCAUUUCGCACAUCCAGCUCAUUCUGGAUAUCCAGGACACGGCAUAAGUCACAGUCAUUACGAGGCGCAACGUAACGUAUUGCUCCACAAUCCUACCUUAGCACCUCCGGUUGGAGAUUUAAAUUCGACCGGACCUUAUCACAAUGUGGGUGGGUCAUCGAACCUGGGAUCAGCUGUGGCAACAUCAAUGAAUUUGACAAAUAGUAGCGAACCAAUGGGUGCUGAGAAUGGCGCGACUUAUAAAUCUGAACCUAGCGAUAUGAUGUAUUAUCAUACACCGACAACAGAUUCUAUCAACCAAACUACUGACGGAUUUCUUUCAUCUUUACUCAACGAUGAGGAUUUGCACCUGAUGGAUAUGGCCAUGAAUGAUGGUAUGUACACCAUGCGCAUGUUGGACAACGGUAGCAACAAUGCAACCGGACCCACCGGUGCAGCGGCUUUACCGAAUGUGCAAACGGCUGGUGGCACGACUUCGACGGCUACGGGUGUCACGACUCUACCUGGUGUAGCCGACGAGAGGAUGGACGCUUCGAGUGAUAGCGCUGUUAGUAGUAUGGGUAGCGAACGCGUACCAUCUCUUUCGGACGGCGAGUGGAUGGAAACUGGAUCAAAUUCCAGCCAUACACAGGCUGAUUCUCAUUACACCAUGGAUUACGCAAGCAAAUAUCGCAUGUCAUACGACUGCAGUUAUUCGGUAUCCGGAAGAAAUGCCGGCUCUCCAAGAUGUCAAACAGAACGGACUGUACCACCGGUCGCACAAAAGAAACAUCAAAUGUUCGCCAAGCGAUAUUUCCAAGAACAAGGCACUUGCUCACCUUUAGGAGCUACUGCACAUCCGACUACUCCAAUGAAAUAUGAAUAUGAUACACAUACAGUUGGUGCAGGAGCGCCAGGGAACACGUAUUCUGGCCCAAUCGAAGGUGCAGCCGGGCCACAACCUGAAAUUAAAUAUAGUUGUAGUGUGGAUUUCAGUCGUCAUCAAUCUGGACGAUCUGCAAUAGAACAUGUUCAUCAUAAUCACACUUAUCAUUUGCCUGCUGAGAGUUCAGGAUCUCUUCAACGUCCAAUUUCUCGCGAUAAAAAAACCCGCAAAAAUGACAAUGAUGAGCAUUUAACGAGAGACGAGAAGAGAGCAAGAGCAUUGAAUGUGCCGAUUGCAGUCAAUGAUAUCAUCAACCUUCCUAUGGACGAGUUUAACGAACGUCUCAGUAAAUAUGAUCUCAGUGAGGCCCAACUAUCCUUAAUACGCGACAUUAGAAGACGAGGCAAAAACAAGGUUGCCGCACAGAAUUGUCGCAAACGAAAAUUGGAUCAAAUUAUAAGUUUAGCUGAUGAAGUAAAAGAAAUGCGAGAUCGUAAGUUAAGGCUUGUUCGCGAGCGUGAGUUUAUGCUCAUUGAGAGACAGCGAGUGAAAGACAAAUUCAGUCAACUUUAUCGUCAUGUUUUUCAGUCUUUACGAGAUCCAGAUGGUAAUCAAUACCAUCCAUACGAAUACAGUCUUCAACAAUCUGCAGAUGGAAACGUUUUAUUAGUUCCCAGAAAUCAUACAAAUCCGCACCAAUCACGGCAGUCUUCAAUGGAACCGAAGACCAAACCCGAUCCUGAGCACAAGGAAUGAAAUUCUUAAAGGAUUGUAUUGUGAUUGAUUAUUGAAGAACUCCUGUUCUCCUUGAACAGAGCACGUGCGUCCAAAGCGUAGUAAAGACGAAUACGGUAUCGGGGAAUGAAGAUCGUACACGUUAUUAGAAUUACUGCGCAUUAUUCUUGUCAAACAAAAUUUAUGAUUUUACAUGCAGUACGUACUCCAAACAACGAAAUUUAUCAAAGCUACCAGAUUACGAAUCGCAACUGUGCGAUUAUUGACAACUCAAUAUAUUUAGAGAAAUAUAAGAGGAAAGAUAGGAUUUAAUCCUAGAUUUAUUCAUCCUAGCGAUGGUUUUUGUGUGCAAAAGUGAUACUACAGUUUUCAGUUACUUUGACUUAGCUAUAUUAACACAUUUUCACUUCCAAAGAUCACUUGGUACAUUUUUUUCACUCAUUCUCACAAUCAAAGAUUUUUAUAUUACAGCAUUGGAUGAUUAUGUUUGUUCCUACAUGUAUUUCGUUUGUUGACUAUUUUAAAUGAGAAAAAUAAUGAAUAAUGAAAUAAAAUUGAAAACUAUAAAUAUUUUCUAAUAUUGUUUUUACUUAAGCCAGAGUAAUAGAAAAACUAUUUCAAGAAUUUAUAUUGGCUUUAUAAUGACAUAUAAUAUUAUAUAUGUUUGAAAAGCUAAUGAAAUGAGUUACGAAUUUUUUUGCCUAAAUAAAUCAUGGUAUCUCUCUCUCUCUCUCUCUCUCUCUCUCUCUCUUUAAAGUGUUAAAGAAAGAUUAUAAUACGUAAAUAAUAAGAAACUAGUGAAAAAUACAUAUAAUAAAAUAUUAUUAUAUUGUGAAAUCACGAGAACUGUUGUGUCAUAAUUCAAACAAUUCUAAAUUUAUAUUUUAUUCGAAUUACUAUUCUUCCUGCUUUAUGCGUAAAAUAUGCUUGUUAACUUCUUAAAGUGCAUAUACGUAAACAUGUAACUGACACAAAUGCAGUGAUACAGUAUACAUUAAAAAAGCACAUUUUUUUUUACAUUUAUAAAAAAAUUUUUAUUGCGUUUUGAUGUAAUUGUUGUUUCUAUGAGCAUGAUAUAUAUAAAUUAAGUUUAUAUAUUUUCAUACAUACAUAUAUAUAUACACACACACACACACACACACAUACGCACAUAUAUAUAAAAUUCUCAUAGAAAUAUAGGAGUGCGACGAUUAUGUUAAAACGUAAUCUAUCCAGUGAUUUCGAUUGAAUGUGAUUAUUGUUAAUAGUAUACUUAAUUGCCAAAAUUAUGACCCAUCCUUAUAAUUUGCUACGAGCAAAAUGCUGCGAUGUUGAAUACAUUGUGCGCAUAUCAAUAUGAAUAAAAUGAACAUUAAUCAUGCGCAAUAUGUAUACUAUUAAAUAAAUUUUGUUGUGUUAUGAAUUUAGAGAAUACACAUCGAUUUAUGAAACGCUUACAAUACCGAAGCGCUAACGCAUUACGGACGGUAACGCAUCAUGAAUGUAUAAUGCAAAACUAGAACUGCAUUUUAUUGCGGAUUACAAAAUAGAGUGAAGCGAUAAAAGGCAAAUGAUUGAGGCAUUGGCAAAUUUGUAGUAACUAAUCUCUGAACCAUUUUGUGUUCCAUGUAGAAAGCAGCUUAAACAUAUUUCUUAAAUUUCACUCCAGUCAGACAGAUCACAAGCAAAACAUACAUACUCUGUAAUAUAUAUAUUACAAAUAAUAUAGUGAAUAUGAAUACACAAGUAUGUGAAUUUACUGCGAUGCAUUGUAAUGCUAUAUUAUUAAUAGCAUUCCUUGAAAUAUGAACAAACAUGAUAAAAACACAUAUUUUUAUAAAAUAAAAAGAUGAAAAAUGUUCAGGUAUUUCACAUUUGCCUUUUUAUGUAUAUAUUAAUGUAGUUAGUAUAAUUUUCUAUAAAUAUUAUAUAAAUAUAUAUAUAUAUAUAUAUAAAUAUAUGAAAUAUAUAUGAAUGUAUGUAUUUAUGUAUAUGUAUCUGUAUAUAUAAAUACAUAUACGCAGAGUAAUAAUAAAAUAUAUGUUAUAAUGUUAAAAAACGAACGAAGAUACAAUUUAUGUCAGCAAUUAUUAAUAAUCAGCUCCUUAUUAACAUUUACAUAUGCAAUUGUAUUCAUAUUAUGGGGUGUAGGAUGCCUUUUACAUAUUGUACUUACAAUUAGCGAGCGGAGAUCUCAUUAUUGGCAAAUCUUUGUAAAAGACUAAUUUAUAAGACUCUGUUCAUCUAUUGUACAAAUAAUUUGAAUUUGCACAAAUAUUGUGCAAAUCUAAUGCAAUGAAGAUCUCCUGUCAUUAAAUUUCUAUAUUAUAUAAAUAAAGCUGAAUAAACCUCUGGGGAAAGUAUCGUA